This is a messenger RNA of Sebastes umbrosus (honeycomb rockfish), 2149 nucleotides long. RefSeq names its product muscleblind-like protein 2a. NCBI's taxonomy places the organism in Eukaryota, Metazoa, Chordata, Actinopteri, Perciformes, Sebastidae. The transcript has 10 exons. Gene Ontology annotation, molecular function: metal ion binding. The record is from RefSeq and is a predicted model, not a curated record. Bases 750 to 1946 code for a protein of 398 amino acids.
ACUGACGAUCAGUACAGUAAGCUGUCAAAAGCUUGUUGCUUAAAUCUGUGCAGUGCUACAGUAAAGUAAUGGAAGAAAUGAGGUCGAAAUAACGGGCUUGUUCAACAGACAUUUUCGGGAGCACUUGACAUCUUGUUUAUCGUGAGUUCAGCUGGACUGUCGUGUCGUCUGUCGUCCUAGCUGCUGCGUGAUUUCCUCUGGUGAGAGCGGUUGAUGAUGAUGAGAUCACCAACAGAAAGUGCCUUUGAGAAAAUAUCCCCGACUUGAAGUUGGUCCGUGUGCAUUGCCAGCCUGUGUCUUCUUUAAGGCCAGACUCGAACACCAUCCCAGGAUACCUCAUCUGCAAGCCCUUUGCCACCACUUUGCACAACUUCAGCACCUAAAGAUGCUAAAAUAGAGCCAUAAUAUAAAAGGACGGAGACUAAUGACCUGAGAAUGUAUGACUAAAGUGACAAGUCUGCAUUAAAUUUCCCUCACUUGUCUGAUAUUUACGGGCACCAUCAUUUGUGGAAUAUACACUUGAAUGUGUCAGAGGAAACAAAAAUCACAUCUGCAGUUGUUUCUUUCUGAUGGGUGAUUUCUCAGUGAUUGACCAGCCAUCUGAUCGUUCUGCUCCAGCUGAUGAAGGACUCACCACGGUGUUUUAAAAGAGGAAUUUGCACGUAGAGCCAACCUACAGCUUUUGGUGUAUGAGGCACAAUAAGAUUGACUUAAAAGAAGAUUUAAAUAUAUGAUUAUAACCUUUGGUCAUGGCGUUGAACAUUUCUUCAUCAAGAGACACAAAAUGGCUAACUCUGGAAGUCUGUCGACAGUUUCAGCGGGGAAACUGUUCACGUAGUGACGAGGAAUGCAAAUUUGCUCAUCCACCGAAGAGCUGCCAAGUUGACAAUGGGAGAGUAGUUGCCUGCUUUGACUCACUGAAGGGCCGAUGCUCAAGAGAAAACUGCAAGUAUCUUCAUCCACCUUCACACUUAAAAACCCAGUUAGAGAUAAAUGGGCGCAACAAUCUCAUCCAGCAGAAGACAGCAGCAGCUGUGCUCGCCCAACAGAUGCAGCUCAUGAUCCCAGGACCCAGCCUACAGUCUAUGCCAACAUUUCAUGUUACACAGGGACUGGGCACAAAUACUGGUCUUGGUUAUGGUUCAUACAUGACACCUAUGAGCCAUGGAAUGAGCCAUGGAAUGAGCCAUGGAAUGAGCCUCAUCCCAACAGACAACCUCUCCAGCACCCAAGUUCUUCUUUCCGGGAGCCCACCCAUCACGGCCCAGAGCUCCUCCUCCUCUUCUUCUUCUUCUUCUUCGUCUCCCUCACAGAAGCUGCAGCGUGCAGACAAACUAGAGGUGUGCCGCGAGUUUCAGCGGGGAAACUGUGCGAGAGGGGAGACAGAUUGCCGCUUCGCUCACCCCAGUGACAGCCCAAUGAUUGACACCACAGAUAACACUGUCACUGUUUGCAUGGACUACAUCAAGAGCCGCUGCUCCAGGGAGAAGUGCAAGUAUUUUCACCCGCCUGCACACUUGCAGGCCAAAAUCAAAUCCAGUCAACAGCAAGUCAGUCACACAGCCGUGGCAGCCCAGGCCGCAGCUGCAGCCAUGACUCAGUCGACUGCCAAAGCAAUGAAGCGAUCCCUCGAGGCAACUGUAGACCUGGCCUAUCCCUACAGUAUACCCCUACCAAAGAGACAAGCUUUUGAGAAGAGCAGCUGGGCCAGCUCUCUCCUCAGCCCCAGUUUUUUGCACUACCAACAGGCUCUGGCCAACUCACAGCUGCAGCAGCACACUGCUGCAUUUUAUCCCACAGGUUCUGUCUUCUGCAUGGCUCCCGGUAACGGCAUGGUCCCCAUGAUGUACAGUGCUGCGCCUGCUACUGUCUCUGCAGCAACUACUCCCGCCACAAGUGUCACCUACGCAGCAACAGCACCAGCCAAUCAGAUCAUCCUCAAGUAACCACCAGAGACAGAAGUCAGUGCCGUGUUGCUGCUGUUAAAGACGCCAAACAACUGCUCUGUAAAUACCCUGUUAACACCACACACAACUUACAACAAGCUGCAUGCUGAUAACAUCACUGACGAAAAAGUUGUAGACAUCACUUUGAUCGCUCAUAAUAAAUUACACAGCUCAAUUACUAGGAUUAUACUGUGUUAGAUAAG